Porites lobata is the source of this 2870-nucleotide messenger RNA. The record is from the annotation of a GenBank genome assembly. NCBI's taxonomy places the organism in Eukaryota, Metazoa, Cnidaria, Anthozoa, Scleractinia, Poritidae.
AUGGCUUCCACCUUGGUGUCAUUUUGCAUUCGAAACUUGGAAGUUUUUCAGCCGUUUAGAUGUAAGUACGAGAGUUUUAUUGUAUCGCAGUUUUCAAGAGAAGCUUUAAAAAGAAUUAUUUAUAAUACAAACUGAAUUUCUUCCUGGGUACAAACAGGUUUGCCUGGAGUAUUUAUACAAUGUCGAACGCACGCCAAGAAAUCCGGGGGCCAUGGAAAGAACCAAGGCAAACCCAGGAAGGGAAAGCGUUUAGGGAUGAAAAGAUAUGAAGGUGGGCGAUUAUAUCGAUCAGUAAUAAGGCUGAGUGUUAAAUUCUCUUUAUUUUUCAAUAUUAUCCGCAUCAGAGAUGCCAUCCUCUGUAGAUCUGAAAUCUGGAGAUAUUUGUUGCACUACCCCAGACUUUCCCGUUGGUCAACCCACUCUACUCAAAUUAAUCGACCCAGUCCUCAACUUGAGUUUGUACUAGUUGUGAUAGAUACUCAAAAAUACUGCCAGAAACCGUAAUGUAUAUUGAAAGUUUGUCAAGUUUAUUGAAAUUUGCCAUGGUGAAUCAACACAGUGAAUGGGAGUGAAGCAGGACUUGUGUCCCAAUAUGCUGAUUUCAACCCAUCUUACUCACCUAACUAGUGACAGGUUGUGGGCUGUGUUUUUUUUCAACAAUCAUACUCCUGGGGGUAUCUCAGAGAUGACUAUCUCCUUUGCAGUACUUCCAGCAUCGACCACUGCCCCCCCCUCCCAUAAACACAAAAUGAUGCAGUCUCUAAGUUAUAACAUGGGUGUGACUGAAGACAUUAUAUGAAAUCUUACAUGAAAUGCAGUCUGUCGAAACUCACUUGUUUGACAAAAUAGUCUUGUCAUUGAUGGAAUAUGUGUAAAAAUAUCAUCGCAACCACAGUGAUGAAAUAAACUAUUUAGGGGAAAAUGAGCUAAAUUCUAAGCUAAAGCACAGAAAAGCUCAAAAUACAAUAAAUGUUCAACCAAGAGAUUUAGUAACCUGUAUUGGUAAAUGGAGGCUAUUCAGGAGACUCUUGCAUAAUCCUGAAGAGUUGGCAUAUAUGGGCCGUAUGUUACUAAUAAAAAACUUUGUCGUUACUGCAGGUGAACAUGUAAUCCCAGGUACUGUCCUUUUUCGGCAGUGGAAACACAAAGUUAAAUUUCAUCCAGGAGAAAAUGUAAGCUGGUUGAAGGAUUUUUGUAUAACAUUUGCCCACCUUAACUGCGUAAGAUAGGCUUCUAAAGGUGGUCCUGAUUUUUAUUAGUGUAAUGUUAUUGGUAUUGUUUCUAUCCUAAUGUAAAGCCAAAAUGCCGAAGAUGCAACUCCCUGAUAGUAAGGAAAACAUGAAGUCGACAGGAAUAAACAUGAAUGUAUACUUGUAGUAUGGUUAGACUAAGGCACCAAGUUAUUCAUGGGAAACAGCGGAAAGCCAAACUAAGAAAAAGAAAAACAAGAGCUUCAAGAGAAAAAUAAAGACCAGACUUAAACCUACAUAGUUUAAACAAGAAGACAAAGACUAUAUCUACUGUAAGAUGGCACUGACAUAAACAGUGAAAAAGGUUUUGACAGUAAUAAUUUGUUAUAAUUAUGUAUUAAGAAAUGGAGAGAUUAAAGUAGCUGUAAAGAAGUUGAAAAAAAGUUUGUAGUUUUAAUGUGAUUGAUACAUGUUAAACCCCUUAAGCCCCAGUAUCCACAUACCACAGUGGAACCUCGAUAUAACAAACCUCUGUAUAAUGAAGUCCUCAGUAUAACGUAUGAUUUUCUUUACCUCAUUAAUAGUAAAAUGAAAAGUACCACGUUAUACUGAACAAAUUUUGCCAGCCCUUUGGCAUGUCGUUAUAUAUUUGAGCUUCCGCUGUAAUUCUCUAGCCUGCUUUCCACACAUUUCGUAGAGAUUAAGUUGAGUGAAUUUUAGGUAUAAUCAUGAUUCUGUAUUGAUAUUGUUUUGAAAAAAUUAAUCUUGAUCACUCUCUUGCCUCAGAAGUUAAAAAAAUAGAAGUAAUUAUGAGAAGCAAGACACUAAGGCAAACCAAACUUAACUUUUCAUAAAUUUUUUCUUUCUUCUCUCAGGUUGGAGUUGGCAAAGAUUGGACAUUAUAUGCACUAGCUGAGGGAUUUGUUAAAUACAAGAGAGAACUGCUUGAACCUUAUGCGUGGGGUUAUGGUCUACAAAACAAAUUCCAUGAGAAAAAGUUUAUUCAUGUCAUACAGAAACAGCCCUUCAUUGGACCAAAGCUUGUUCCUGCUCAUGAUGUUUAUAAAAUUUCUGAAAGAUAAUACUUACUGAAAUGAACUCUACAUGUAGGCCAGGCUCCUUGCUGGUUUGCAUGCCAUGGGUGGUGAAUUCUUGCAAUGGUGGUCUGAUAGAGCCCUGUUUGUGGAUUACGAGUUAUCCCUGAACAGCAUUAGUGGCCUUAAGCUACACCGUUUCUCUCUAUGGGUAUGGGUAGACAAACAUGUUUGCUAUGUUAUACAAAAGGUGGCCAUGAUUUCUUAGCCACGGUGAUAAUGGCCUCAACCCUCUACCAGGUAGCCUGUUUCUCCAGGAUAAGAGGCAAUAACAGCUAUGUGUACAGGUUAUUUUACCUGCAUCCGUACACAGAAAUGGUGUAUCUUAAGGUCUCUACUGCUGAACCUUGGAUGCACAUAUUGAGGAAAUCCAUAAUUAGACUGAUAUCUCCAAUUCUUUGGAUUUGUCAUAAUAAAAGAAACACAACCGCUACUGAAAAUGGAUUCUAUAGUGUGAGAAUGUAGCAGGCCUCAAAUUUUCACAGGAAAAGGACUGGGAGAAGUACUCAAUAAAUAAUCCACAAUGUUUAUGUGAAAAUUAAUUUACCCAGGCAAAGAAAGCUACUUGUAUAUAUAUGAAAGAAUG